Didymodactylos carnosus is the source of this 1482-nucleotide messenger RNA. NCBI's taxonomy places the organism in Eukaryota, Metazoa, Rotifera, Eurotatoria, Philodinida, Philodinidae. The record is from the annotation of a GenBank genome assembly.
GCACGUUGGCGGAAAUUGAACGCCUUAUUGUACAUGAAAUCUAGCAUUUCUCUAUGCUGAUCUGGGCUCAUCUAAGGUGAUCUGGGCUACAAUAUGUGAUAAGUUUCAAUAGGAAAUUCAAAACUUCAAUUUUGCUUGAAAUCCACGUCCCAUGGGAAAAAUUUGAGUAAAAAUUCGAUAUCUCAGCAACAAAGCUUACUAAGCUUGCGUAAGUUACGCACGAACCAAGUUGGGGUUCUUCAUAGCCCAUGAGGGCCUAUAUUUUAAACAUGGGCCCAUUCAAAAAAGGUUUUUAGCACCUCAGAGGUUCACUUGUAAGACAAUUCUAUAUUAAGUAGUACCUUGGACAAUGUUUUUUGUACACUGUUAUGCAUUAAUAGAACGGAACAGGUAAUAUUUCAGUGACAGUGAAAAAAAUGUAAAUGUAUAUACACCUCUAGUAAUAAACAUAUCAUUUCCUGGACACAUAGCAGAUAUUUCACUUAUUACUUCGUUUUCUUUCAAUAAAGCAAAUAUAACGGAUACGCAUGAUUUCUUUUUUUUGAUCUUUUUCUUGCAUUACCUAGUAGUUGAUGAUAGACAUGUUAAAUAUAAUCAAUCAAUAUGAAAGAUAUUUUAGAAUUUGUUUUAAAAGCAUUCAUAACUUUUGUUUUAACAAAUAUUCAAGAUAUUGUUAUUUUAAUUAAUUUUUUUCUUGAAGCAUCACGAAAAGACGAUGAAUCAACAACAUUAGAAACUGGACAUGUUGUUCUUGGACAAUACUUAGGAUUUUCAACGUUGCUAACAUUAAGUUUAAUUGGUUAUGCGAUUAGUUAUGCAAUACCAAUUAAAUUAUUAGGAUUUCUAGGAUUUUUAAUUAUUUUUAUUGGUUUGAAUGGAUUAAGAACAAUGAUCAAACAUAGAUGUUGUAAGAAGGAAAAGCAAGUAACUACAACGAUUAAAAUGACUGAAGAUUUAUCCAACGAGAAUGAUUUGUCACUAGUAACUACUAAUAGAAAUUUAGUAGAACAAACGUUGAUCGAAUCAGAAAAAAUAACGGAGCUGACAUCAUCACAAGUCUUGUUGGGUAAUUUAGAACCUGUAUCAACAAUAUUAACCAUACACGUUCCAACUCCAGUGACAAGGUGGAAGAAGAUCAAAUUAUCAAUAUGCAAAUAUUUAAGUCCUCAUAUAUUUAAAGUUGCUUUCACGACAAUUGCGAAUGGAAAUGAUAAUAUUGCCAUUUAUGUACCGUUAUUUGCUCAAUCAAAACCAUGGCAAAUUAUUGUUUAUGUCGUUAUAUUUUUACUAAUGGUAGCUGUAUGGUGUUGUAUGUGCUAUUAUUUUAUACAUUUUCCACCUAUUUUAAAAUUAGCACGCAAAUAUGCUGAAAUUAUAACACCAUUUAUAUUUAUUGGUUUAGGUAUUUACAUUUUAAUCUCAUCACAAUGUUUUCCAUGGUUAUUUAAUGUCAUUAAAACGAAAAAAUGGACAAUGACUUAA